AAUGUAAUUGCUUGUUUUAUUUUGUUUGAAUAAUUGAAGAAUUUGAUCAGAGAUUGCACAUUCUUUUCAAAGGCAAGUAAUAAGCUAUGCCCGUGUCAAAUGGAACAGCGGAAAAAAACACUAUUAAAAAACAAAAAAAAUGGUCAUUGUUGGGUAUAUUGUCAAAAAAAAAGAAACUUAAGACUAGCCAGGAGAGCAUGGACUUUUGUCCAUACGAAGGGAAGUUUAAUCAGAACGUCGCAAGAAAAUCCCAUCUGGAACGUAACAGUGACGGCCUUUGCGUAAUUCAACAGUACACGCGCAGUCCUAGGCCUAUAAAAAGGUGCCAUUCUAUGCAGUACACUGCGGGCCCUUUAUCGAACGUCAGCGGUCGAUCCGAUUGGAGGCUGUCACAGCAGUCCGUGUACAGUACCGGUUCGAGCGCUUGUUACAGCGACACCGGCGUGUACAGGGGCGGCGCUAGCGACAACCGGCGGGCCCAUCCUGUUGUCGCGCCGCCGUUUCGGUGUUCCUCCGAAGUGGGCCAUUACCGAAACAAAAUAUUGGCCAGGAACCUGACACCGGCUGAUCGUAGUGGGACCAACAGAUCCAAGCAACACCUGAUCGGUAAAAAAAUACCACCGCCGCCUCCCCCAAGAAAUCCCAACGUCAAAGCCGUUUACUACUAUGAAAACAAUCGGUUGGUAUCUAGAGAAUCGGAUUCGAAUUAUUUUUCACAAAGCUCGGACGAGUACAGUCCGACCAGGUGCGACCGAACGGAAGGCCUUCAAUUGGCCGACGAUGAUGACAACGACAACGUGUUUCGUUAUGACGACAACAGUUAUACAGAAGAACCCGGCCCUAGAAGCAGGUGUCCCAUACAGAUAUGCGACGUUGAAACACUAUCGUCCGAAUGUGUGGAACAAGUGCCUCGAACCCAAAGCGUAGAAGAAGCUCUCCAAGAGUUGGAAGACAUAUACAACAGUUUGGGUUUGAGUGACGACGAUCUGUUGGACAGAGCCGAGCGGCGCGACCUGCCCACAGCGCACCAAAACAUGCGGUACGAAAGCUUCGAUGAGACGGAUUACGCGACAAGCGUCAGUGGCGAUAGGCGUAUGCUGUCGAGGUCGUCGAGGCGGUCAGGCGUUCCGAACGUUGUAUCUGAUGACAUGGCAUACCGCAGGUUAAACCGCAGAGAAACGAAGAAGGACAACCCGACAUUCCUUGGUAGUUUUCUGUUGGUCCUGCCCUCAAUGUACAACUUGGACACCAAUCCUACCGUUGUUUCUAAAGAACCUGAUGCGACACUGGACGACGUGGUGUUCAGAAGUCGUAGGCAACACCGCAACUGUCUCAAAGUGCCCGACCCUCAACCGCCGUUUGGCAUACCGCUAGGUCCAAUUGUGGCCGCCGCUCCCAGCGAUUACUUACACGCAGUGCCCGAGGGCCGGUAUAAGCCGACGUUCCACCCCCGCAGGACCCCCGACACGGUGGAAGACGAUUUGGCGUUUCGCAGUCUUCGCAAAGACAACUGCAAGACCGGUGGCGUGUACUUCAACGUGUCGUAUGUUCACAGAGAUCGAUUUCGGAUCAACGGGGCUCUCGUACCUAGAUCUAUGAUCAACAGACUGGCUAAAGAUGACGCGCAUUGGAUCAUCAAAAACCCAUUGGCUGUCGACUACCCGACAUCUGAUAAGCACACCAACGUGGUUAUUGUCAAGGUCGACCAACACAAGCCGAUCGUGUUGACGGGGUUCACGUUGGAUGAAGCCGACCGUCUGAGUAAGUCACUUGUUUGCACGCAAUUACCUCCAUCACCUCGCGAGCAUGAGUAUCGUCGAAAACGCUUGUUGUCCAACAGCCGAGCCGCAAUUUAUCGCUCAAAUAAAGCACUGCCUUUAGUACCGUUAAAGCCGAGCUCUAAAUUCGUUGCUGGGUCACCCGUUAGCCCUCCAGAAGAACCGCGGCAGGUUAACCGCGUUGACUAUGAUGUCACUGCCGUCGCGUCAACUGAAACAGGAAAACCGCUCGCCCCGGAACUGACCGGUUUAGACGAUAAUGCCGGCGGGUCGUGCCGCAAAGGACAACCGAAUUUUAGGGAGCUCAUUCGGCGUGAGUAUGCCAACAGGUUUACGACGGACCAAAUCGAUUGGCACGCGACGAAUUCUGUUCACGGCCAUCGCCGGCGAGUGUCCCCCAGUGUUCUAACCGACGAAUUGGCCAAUACCGGUAAAACGGUCGUCGGCACCAUAGGACCCCAAGACACCGUCCGAAAACAAAGUGACGCGGAAGUCUCACAGACUGAAGAAACGCUCAAAGGCUUCUCCUUGUCGUCCGGACAACAUAUGGCGUUGGUGCCGUGGUCGUCCUCGAAGAGCACAGCGGACUUGACGGUACCGCCGAGGCGGACGUCCCCCGGAUACUUGGAGGUGUGCUUGUACUUAAUCGUAUGCCUAUACCAGUUGCUAAGUGUAAAUGCGUUCAGCACACUAAUAGCAUUGAUCUUACUUAUCGCUUUACACUUUUGUAGAAGUCUUUCGUGAUACAAUCAUUGCAUACCAUAAUACCUUUGUAAAAAUAUAGAAAUACCUAUUUUUUGUUGUUGUUUAUAAUAGCUUCUUUUUGCUUUUGUUGUUUUUAGCAUUUAUGUUUUAUUUAAUUAUUUAUUCGAAAAAUAAUAUCUAUCGGUGCUAGGUAAGUUGUAUACCAAAUAUACUUUAAUAUGAAUACAAUAUAAUAUACUGUAUGUACGUUUAGUCAGUUUCGUAAUGACAACGUAAUGUACACGCUGGGAGAAAAUAUGAAUAAAAAAAAAUAAUGCGUACGUAAUAUUAUUAUAUUAUAUACCUAUAUAAACGCCAUACAUGUAUAUUUUUUCACA
This is a messenger RNA of Adelges cooleyi (spruce gall adelgid), 2860 nucleotides long. RefSeq lists its product as uncharacterized. NCBI's taxonomy places the organism in Eukaryota, Metazoa, Arthropoda, Insecta, Hemiptera, Adelgidae. The record is from RefSeq and is a predicted model, not a curated record. The transcript is spliced from 2 exons. Bases 87 to 2522 code for a protein of 811 amino acids.